AUGGUCGCCAUUAAACAACUAGGCGUCGCUGCUGCUGCUGUGCUCGGGUUAGCUGGCCAGGGGCUCACCUUGGGAUUCGACGGAGUGGUCGACGAUAUCGAACUGGCAGAGAGAGCCGAGUUGGAUAUCGGAGCCCGUGGGUUUCCUCCCUCGCGACCCGUGCACGGGUUUGGGAGAAGAGCCGGCUCCAAUAUUUUGACUCGGCCAAGAGACCGUGCAACUCGGCGUGGUGGUCACGUAACGAGUAGUUACAGCCACCGGCCGCGAGAAACCGAACCUCACAGCCGCAGCCACAGGUUUCUCGGCAGUAAAAAACGGCGAGGAGGCUUGAAGCUCCGUUCCGAACCCUCGACCCCCAAGGGGAAGGGCAAGCCUCCUCCAUCACCUAAGGCUAGCCCCAAGAAAAAAGACACCCAGGAUCAUUUAACUGCACUUAACGCGCUUUCUAUCGGUCGUAGAAUUGGCCUCAGAAGACGCUCCGAGCCUUCGACUCCCAAGGGCAAGGGCAGGCCUCCCCCAUCGCCCAAGGCCAGCCCCAAGAAGAAGGACAGCCAGGAUGCUUUGACUGCACUUAACGCGCUCUCCAUUGGUCGCAGAAUCGGCUAA
Molecule: messenger RNA, 606 nt
Organism: Clonostachys rhizophaga
Lineage: Eukaryota; Fungi; Ascomycota; Sordariomycetes; Hypocreales; Bionectriaceae
Source: the annotation of a GenBank genome assembly